Sclerotinia trifoliorum is the source of this 2327-nucleotide messenger RNA. The record is from the annotation of a GenBank genome assembly. Lineage: Eukaryota; Fungi; Ascomycota; Leotiomycetes; Helotiales; Sclerotiniaceae.
AUGGAAGUAUUUGAUCUAAUCUCUUAAAGGCAUUGAUCUGUGUACGAAUUUUUGCUGUUCAUGAGUUUGUAGUCAUUCGUUGUUUUAGGGAUUAACCUUAGCGAAAAACACAGGCUGUCCAAGUGCUAAAUCUACAGCACCACAUCAGCUGAUCGCGACAAUUUCGCGAUGCAGAACGCGAUGAACAAAAUCGAAUAGCAACAUCAGAGAAUUGACGAAACUGAUUAUGAGGGCGUCAAUUAAUUCUGCAAUAUUUACCACUUGAUUUUAUUCAUACUCCUUCAUCAAUCAUGGCCACAAUAUCCAUACCUACAACCUCUGCGCUUCCUCCCUCGCAGCUUGUCCCCUCCACCCACCCCUCCGUACACAAACUUCUUUCUCGCCUUUCGCGCCCUGCUCUUCUUACCCUCGCCCUCGACUGGCUCGACGAACGUAAUCAAGUUAACACUGCGCCUUAUCUUCUUGAAGCUGACGAGUCCGCAUCCGACUAUGAGCAGGAUCUCUACCCACCUCAUGCUACCCUCGAUUCACUCAGCGAACUCUAUACCUCCUUCACGACGCAAAAAGGCAGCAAGCGCGAUGUACUCGAUCGAAUUCUGGAAGGAGAUUGGAGACAUGGAGUUACACUAUAUCAAUUAGCUAUGGCAGAUAUGCAAUAUUUAUAUGAUCAUCCUACGUCGCAAAAAUGGACCGCCUUGAAAAUCGUACGCUUGUCAUCCUCAUCUCCCGAUCAUGAAGUUUUGGAGGAAGAAAAUAAAGCUUCGACAAUACCACGAUUUCAUCCUUCAACUUUCUUGCAAAAUUUACAGAGGGAGGUUUUGCCAGACGUAAAAGCCCAUUACAAUCUCGACCGACAUGCUACUUUACCAUUACUACUCCUGAGGAUAUAUAUCCUGGAUUCGCCAUACAAUACAUCGCUUGCGCUUUCAUCGGGAUCUAAAAAGCCAAGCAUGGCAUUCGAUUCUAGCAGGACUUUCUACAUUGCCUUCCCGGAUGCUUCGCCGUAUAUUUAUGUUUCAUUGAAUUCUACGGCAGGGAGUGCCAGCGGAGCAACCGAUACGAAGAGCUUACGGAAAUUGACAUUGGAUGGGAUUCCGAAGGCGUUUAGCAGACCAAGAGAGAGAUACAAGUUAGAAGGUACUGGAUUUUCCACGAAGAAUUUGGAAGCAUUGUGUGAAAAGAGGGGAGGAGGAAGACACAACGCAGCAGGAGGUGCAUGGGGAGUUUAUGCGGGAGAGAAUAAAAAGGACAACCCCUUGAAUCCGAUAUUGCCUACACCAGGUGAUUCGCCAACUGAAUCUUUAGAGAGUGCUAUUAAGGAGAAAGUAAUACCGAGAAAUAUGAAGAGACCUAGAGAAGAAGACGCGCCAGAAUUGGCAAAGAAGCGAAAGGAUAUAGCUAUGGCCCGUUUUGGAAGCUCUGCGAGGUCUAAUGAUGGGAAAGGCAUUGAAAGGCUCGACGUCCGUCUCGAAGACCCUUUCCCUUCUCUUGCUUCCAUAAUACACGAUCCUGAAAAUGAAUCAGCGAUCGGGAGACAACGAGGGAAGAAUAAAGGGCGCAGAAGUACCAUCGAAGCGGAGCUUGAUAGAUUGGACGAGGAGGAUGGCGAGGAAAGAAGCGAAACAGAAAGGGACGAAAGGGGUAGAGAUACAUGGAAGCCAGAUAUCAGGAUAACGUUUCAUGGAAAUCAUGUAUUUGCAGGCAUUCGAGAAUUAGUUGAGGCGGGAAUAGUAGACGGAGAGAAGAUGCCAGGAUGGAUGACUGGGGAAGAAAGUGUUAGUAUAGGCGUUGUGAAGAGAGGAAGAAUUAGGGGAUUUAAGGGAAGUGGUAUGUGAUUGAUGUUUGUGAUGAGUAUGUCUGAUUAUUGGAAGGUUUGUAAUUUGGUGUUUGGAUGGGCGGUGAUACCUGGAGUUGGAGGUCUUCUAUUUUCAUUGACGUGUUGAAAGGUUCGGUAUGUUCAAUGGUGGCCACGACACGAUAAUUUUGAAAUUACUAUUCAAGUCUUGAGAAGAAUGAUAGUGUUGAAACCGGACUAAACAGAAAGGCGCUAUGGCACAGAUUUCAAAUCGACAAUGCCAUUUGAACUCUCAUUUUCCGAUGCGGGAGGCUUUGAGAAUCAUCAUCCUCUAACACGAAAAAUCCAAUCCAAAAAACCCAGCUGGUUUAGAAUAUAAAUCUAAGUUCUAGUCAUCUAAUAUGUACGCAAAUGAACUUGGUCUCAUGUGCAUAGCGCUCACGCUCCCAAGUCGAACAUCUUACAACUAUUUUUCCAUGCCACCUCCCUCAAUUCACUUUGACUCCGGCAACGACCGCUACCCGCCCAAUCA